AUUUCCUUUUAGUGCGGUACGUUGAAACACACACAGUCCACAGAGCAGCAUGAUGAUGGAGAGGAUCUUACUGGGUGUCUUGUAUCUCUCAGGCUGCAACAUCUCCUCAUGCCUUCUCCAUCAGUACCACUAUGUUGCUGAUUUAAAGACUUGGAAUGAAGCUCAGAUCUACUGCAGAGAGACGUACACAGACCUGGCCACCAUUGAAAACAAUGAAGAAAUUAACCAACUUAUCAACACAGUUUCAUCUUUUGGUCGCAGCUCUAAGGUCUGGAUUGGCCUGUACACUAUAAUUGACUGGAGGUGGUCAGAUGGCUACAGAGGGGGAGGAGCUGAAUAUAGGAACUGGGAUAACUAUAAUGACAAUGAACCAGACUUUUACUCAGCUAAUCAGUUCUGUGUGAGCGUUGGAAAUGAUGGAGGGUGGUGGGAUGAUGGUUGCUCUAGGGAAUAUCCAUUUAUCUGUUACAGAGGGACACAGCUGGAUCCUGAAUUUGUUGUUUUGAAUGAAAGAAUGAACUGGUCCCGUGCUCAGAGGUACUGCAGGGAGAACUUCAUAGACCUGGCCACUGUGAGGAACGCCGCUGAGAGCCAGAAGCUCCAGAACUUGGUGCUUUCUAACUGGGCAUGGAUUGGUUUGUUCAGAGAUCCAAACAUUUACUGGUCUGAUGGGAGUGGCUCCUCAUUCAGAUACUGGGGUAACAAUGAAAACCUAAUUGACUCGAUGAGUGUCGCAUGUGGUGUUGCAGCUUUGGAUAAUUCAGGAAGAUGGAAGUUUCUUCCCUGUGAAACUAGAUUACCAUUUGUCUGCUACAGCGUCCCUCCACCUCCUGUCAUGAGGCAGGUAGUAAAGCUGAGGAUGAAGCCGCAGGACUCCUCUGUGGAUCUGAAUGAUCCUGCUGUGAAAGCAGACAUCCUGAAAAAGCUCCAGGACAGACUGAAGGAGAAAGGAGUGAGUGGAGUCACCCUGAAGUGGAGAGAGCAGCCUGAUGGGAGAGUCUUCCACAAGGAGGGAAAAAGAAGAAGAAAAAAGACUGAGCUCUAAAAGUGAAAUCCAACUGUCCUUCUGUUUAUCUGUAAUCCUUGGUGAAUGUUGAUUCUCUAUCUGCUAAUACAUACAGUACACUAUUAUCACUGUCCUCUACAUCCUGUAGUCAUAGAAGAGUUUUGUCCUUCAUCAUCAAUACUACUGAGUGAUGUGUGUUAAUGAAAUUUCCUUCAAAAUAAAACAUACG
Siniperca chuatsi (mandarin fish) is the source of this 1235-nucleotide messenger RNA. Its product is annotated as lymphocyte antigen 75-like. The record is from RefSeq and is a predicted model, not a curated record. Bases 50 to 1045 code for a protein of 331 amino acids. The transcript has 5 exons. Lineage: Eukaryota; Metazoa; Chordata; Actinopteri; Centrarchiformes; Sinipercidae.